AUGGAGGAUAAUGUAUUAAUGUCAAACGCAACAGAGGCGAAGAAAACAAGAAGCAGCCGAGGUCGUCAACGAAUUGAAAUCAAGAAACUGGAAGACGAAAGCAAACGUCAAGUCACUUUCUCCAAACGUAGAAGAGGGUUGUUCAAUAAAGCUAAAGAGCUUUCCACAUUGUGCGGGGCAGAAGUUGGUAUCCUCACAUUAUCAAAAUCUAGAAGAGUAUACACCAACGAUAAUGUAGAAGCAGUUCUUGAUCGAUAUCUAGCCGAGUCAUCUGGUCAGGGUAAUUAUUCAUGGAUAAAGCAGAAAGAAGUUAAAGAAGAUAUUAGUGGUGGGUUUUGGUUGGAUCAGCCGAUUGAGAACAUGGGUCUGGUGGAACUGCUGGAAUAUGCGAUGGCGCUUAAUGACUUGAGAAAAAACGCAGAGGCUAGAGUGGAGGAGCUGAGCAUUCAAAAAUCUACUUGUUUAUGGCAAUAUGUUGCUGAUCAGGAAUUGAACAAGGCACAGUUCUUACAGCAGUUAAUGGUUGGGGGAAAUUAUGAUUGGUUUCGCGACUCUGACAAUUUCACUCCUGUUGAGCAUCGUUAUUGA
This is a messenger RNA of Durio zibethinus, 588 nucleotides long. Lineage: Eukaryota; Viridiplantae; Streptophyta; Magnoliopsida; Malvales; Malvaceae. The record is from RefSeq and is a predicted model, not a curated record.